AGAUGGUGUGAAAAUAAAUAGGGACAGCAGGUUUCAAUCUGUGCCCAAGUCUGCUCCACAUUUUAACCACCCAACCUGCUCUGUUCACUUUGCUUCAUUCAGAGAGAUCAGAAGAACAGAUUUGGAUUACAAGGCCGUAUUUUCUCUGACUUACAAGCUUUUUCUCUGCUCCUUUAGCAGAUAUCAUGGAAAAAAGUCAGGGACCUUCUCCUCCAGAAAUGGCAGCACCGCCGUACCCCGGUCCCCCUUUGAACAACAACACGGGAGCCUACCAAGCUCAGCCUGGCAACCAACCUGUUCAACAACCUGUUUACCAGCACACCCCACAACAACCUCAGGUCUUACAACCUGUGAACCAGGUAGUGGUGGUGCAGCAGCAGCAGCUCCCGACUCAUGUUCCUGGACAGAUGGUGUGUCCUCACUGCCAAAACACUGUUGUCACUACAGUGAACCACAAAAUUGGUAUGCUCACCUGGCUGAUCUGUGGCGUGUUAGGAAUCUUAAUGUGCUGGCCUUGCUGUUUGAUCCCCUUCUGCGUGGAUGAUUGCAAGGAUGUGGAGCAUUCCUGCCCCUCCUGUAACAACGUUGUGCAUGUCCAUAAACGCAUGUGAGACAGCACUGCAGUGUAAAUGCUGUCAACCAAACCUCUCUAUGCAAACACAUCAGACGUCAUCAUGAACCCUGUGCUCACUUGCAAGUUGCAUGUUAUACCUGUGCUACUAAGUACGAUACAUAUGUGUAGAUAGAAGAUUAUAUAAAAGCUGUGAUUUUUUCUUUUAUCUGUUGAUUUAAAAUGUGCAAUCAUGUUGUAAAAAAUGUAAUGUGAAAAUGAACAAUUAUCCUGAUCAUAUUUUUUCUUGACCUCUAUGGAAUGGAAUUUUAGUCAAUAUUAAAUAAAUAAAUACAUAAAUAUGCCUAUAAAAUUAAUAAAUAUGGCUAUGAAAUAAAUAAAUGAGUCAAUAUGGUUCAAUAAAUAAAUAGGUUUUUAUUUCAUUUGACUUUUAUUUCGUAAUACCUAAUAAAUAAAUGUGGCACUAUGAAGUAAAAGUCCAAUGAAAUAAAAACCUAUUUAUUUAUAUAUUAAACCAUACUGACUCCGUUAUAUGUCAUAGCCAUAGUUAUUAUUUUCACAGGCAUAUUUAUUUGUUUAAUAUUGACUAAAAUUGCAUUCCAUAGGCUUGAACUGAAUGAAGUUGUCUCAAUAUAGUAUAACCUACCUCAGUGUUAAAUUUAAGCAACAAUGUAGGAUGUUAAAUAUGCCAUGAGUUUUAUUUUACUUCAAUUUAAUCUGUUCAGCAGAUUCUUUUAUAAAUGUUUUUAAAGGCUGCAAAAAAAGUCAAAUUAUGUGGCUUUUUCUUGCAUCUAAAGUUAUUAUAUCGAUUUCAUGUUGAAUGUUUUAUUGGAAUUUCAGUUAUUUUACAUGUUUUUAUUGAAGUCAAAAUAUUUCAACAUGAACAAAAUCACAAUUUGUGAAUGAUGUUUCAAAAAUAUGCAGUCUUUUAAAAACAUGAUGAAAAAUUAUCACAUUUUCAUGACACACUGACAUUAAAAAACAACAGGAAUAGCUGUUACAUAACUAUCAUAUGAUAAUCAUCUUAAGUUUACAGGUAGGUUGUUUAUUGAUUAAACUCAUUCUGUUAACAAUUGAAAGGCUUUUAUCGAAAUGGUAACCAACUCACUGCUUGUGCCAUGAAAUUACUAAAAUGAAUAAAUCACCAGUUAACCACCAUUAAAAUGUAACUAAAUUUCUCUUAAAGUUGUAUUUGAUACGGGUGUAAAUAAACACGGGGAGACCUUUAUUGAAUUACCAAGAUAAUCUAAAUGCUACGUGCUUAACGGGAGGUUAAACCCAGAAAAUGAUAACUUUAUUUCUAUUUCUGUAAGGGAUAAAGAUGUUGUAGACUACAUUGUGACACCACAUGGUGACCUAAAUACAUGUCUUAAAUUUAAAGUUUACACACCCCCUGAUCUUGUUGAAAGGGUUGAACCUGAAGGUAUUAAUUUGAUUGUAGGACGUAGUAGACUUCCUGACCACUAAGUGCUGUGUCCACAAUUCCAAACAGGAGAAUUCGUUAAUAACAUUAUAAUAACAAUAAUAUUGGGUUAACAAAUUAAAUGAGUUAUGGCUUGACUUGCCCUCAGCAGAGAAAAUGUUUCUUAAGUGUAAGGACCAGAGUAAAGGAAGGAAUCUGAAAAUUAAUCAAAAAGCGAUCAACUGAAUUUUGAUGGAAGGCUUUUUCAAAAGAUGCUUUAGGAGAGGACAAACUCUCCAGUUAGAGCAAUUACAAAUAAGUAAUCCACAGCAAUUUUGGAGGGAAAUAUAUAAACUGUCCAAAAAAGAACAAGCUGAUUCCAAUCAAACAAGCUAAUCUAGGCAUAUUGACUGACGAUAUGAACUUUAGUAUUUUGUUAUAUGCUGAUGACACUGUGUUGGUUUGCAGAGACAGAGAUUCAUUUACAAAAAAAAAGUUGAAUAAUAUGAGUUUAUGGUAUAGUAAAUGGAGACUUGCUACUAACAGUGAAAACCACACAUUAUCGAUUUUAGAAAGCAAUGUGAACAGCAGAGCAACCAUAUGUUUCAGUUUAUAUCAAUACCCUUUAAAGUACAUCACUUCUUAUGAAUGUCUUUGAUUUGUUUUUAAUGAAAAUAUGAGAUUUAUAGAGGGAAGAAAAGCAUUGGCAGAGUCAGCAGGAAGCGCAUUAGGGUCUGUGAUGAAUAAAAUGACACUGUGUCUUGA
Siniperca chuatsi (mandarin fish) is the source of this 2738-nucleotide messenger RNA. RefSeq names its product LITAF domain-containing protein-like. The transcript has 4 exons. The record is from RefSeq and is a predicted model, not a curated record. Lineage: Eukaryota; Metazoa; Chordata; Actinopteri; Centrarchiformes; Sinipercidae. The coding region runs from base 186 to 611 and encodes 141 amino acids. Gene Ontology annotation, molecular function: zinc ion binding.